AUGUCUUCCCCAAAUCUUUCCGGCUUCGCAAAUCUUCCCGCAGAAAUCAGAUUCCAAAUCUGGGGAUUGGCGGCAAGGAACGCCUUGAACCCUCCUCGAGCCAUCAUCGCAGGGCACCACGGACCGCGGAGAACCAUCGCAGUUGUCAACACUAGCCACGAAGCUCGUGAAGAGGCCAUGGCUCAAACAGGUUUGAGAAGCGUUCUUCAAAACUACUUGCUCGAAGACCCAGCACAUUUAGAUCAAAUAGGCCUCAGUCUAGAAGAGCGAGGAGGGUAUGUUCGGCGCAGCCCGCGGGAGUGGUACAGUUUGGAGACAGAUGUCUUUGUUCUCGGGGCAGACGAGCGUAUACUACAAUCACUUGCUUUCAACGAUACUUUCAGAGACGCAGUCAAAACCAUCGCAAUUCCAGCUUUCGUGCUGGAUCCCAGAGUAGUGAUUCGUCAAUUCAGAUGGCAGUCGAGAUACAUGAUGAUUUAUAGGGGCGUGAAGACCGCAGUACUUCUUCGAGACGAUCCGGCGCAAGAACCGAUUUCCCAUAAAAAUCUUAUGCUCAACAGACAUCUUUACCCCCGUACUAACGACAUCAGAAUCAAGAUCCAAGAUAACCCACUUUCACGAGCGGAGUUGGACCUCUUCGGAUUCGAUGUCAAUUUCUUUAACAACCUCGUCAUUUCGAAGCGCAGGGACAUGGCGCCAGACUGGCAGUUACCUGAGAUCAAAUGGGGAUGCUUGGUGCGAUACUGA
Molecule: messenger RNA, 747 nt
Organism: Botrytis byssoidea
Lineage: Eukaryota; Fungi; Ascomycota; Leotiomycetes; Helotiales; Sclerotiniaceae
Exons: 1
Coding region: 1-747 (248 amino acids)
Source: RefSeq, a predicted model, not a curated record